UGGUGGGAGUAUUUUGACGUAUGUAUAACUGACGCCAGGAAGCCUCUGUUCUUUGGUGAGGGAACCAUCUUACGCCAAGUAGAUAUGGAAACUGGUGCUUUAAAGAUUGGCACCCAUAUUGGCCCAUUCCAAAAAGGUCAAGUUUAUUCCGGGGGUUCAUCAGAGGUGUUCUGUGAGCUUCUAGGGGUCAAAGGCAAUGAUGUUCUUUACAUAGGAGAUCACAUCUUUGGCGACAUCCUUCGUUCAAAGAAGGAACGUGGAUGGAGAACUUUCCUGGUGGUACCGGAAUUGUCCCAGGAACUUCAUGUGUGGACGGAUAAGCGAA
This is a messenger RNA of Anneissia japonica, 325 nucleotides long. RefSeq names its product cytosolic purine 5'-nucleotidase-like. The annotation marks the transcript as partial. NCBI's taxonomy places the organism in Eukaryota, Metazoa, Echinodermata, Crinoidea, Comatulida, Comatulidae. Gene Ontology annotation, molecular function: 5'-nucleotidase activity. The transcript has 2 exons. The record is from RefSeq and is a predicted model, not a curated record.